UUGUACUUAAAUGUACUAUCUAUUAUUUAAUAAAAUACUACUUGUGGAAGUUUGUAAUUUAGACAUUUUUAAUCCAGACUGUAUUUAUUUUUCUGUAUUGUUAAAUGAAAUUACGGAGUUAUACAGUGCCUUCCCCAUAAUUAAUGAAUAACUACUACACCUUUAGAAAUGAAAAACAGAGCUUGCCAAUUUCGGUUAGGCUUGUUUUGUCAGACCAAGUUGCUUGUUUCUUCUGAGAUCUGGCAACAAUGCUGCCGGCGCGCGAGUCAAAGCGCGAGACUUUGCAGAGCAGCAGAGACGCGGAUAGAGCGAACGGCGCGCGUUGUAUCCAUGGACUACAUGAAUAUCUCGUUUCUUGUCACCAACGUUUCUGUGUUUGUUGCAAUAGACUUUUACCGAUUACUGCCACUUACCUUCUUUCAAUGCCCUAAACGGGUUUUGUUUCUUGUUUUUCUUGUCGGACUGUAAUUCAUUGGGUAAGUAAGUGCUGGUGGACAUCCCCACUGUUGUUUCAGGACUGGGACAUCAUAUUUUCGUGAACAUUUUGGAUAUUAGAUGAGCGAAAAGUUCUGGACCUUUCAUUUUGGACGCCAGAGGCGCGUUCUUAGUAGGACACAACUUAAACACUUUUGUCCGCCGAAAAAAAAUGAAUUAUUUGUACCGAGUGGAUGUUAAUUUUUCUCAACGGGAGUAAAAAUACAACUCCAAGUCCUUGACAGAAAUGCUAAUGCUGCGGUUGAUGGAGAAACAUUUCUAGAAAAUCACCCGCAGUGGACCUGGCGCCCCGCAUCAGUCUGCGUGCGCUUCAAAACAUUUAACUUCACUCCAUGUACAAUCAUAAUAUUGUUUGAAAUUCAUCCCAAAUCAGAUUCAUACAUUGACCAUAUGGCUUUGCCUUCUCAAAUUUGACAAUUACUUGGGACUUUCAGUUGAGGUCAUUGACUCCUUUGAAUGGAACAAAGGAGGUUGAUGUUUCUGAAUCUGCUUUCUUUUACAAACAUUCAGAGAUUUGUUCUCCGAGUCUUUCAGAUGUGGAUGUUGCGGUCACACCAUCUCCUCAAGCUCAGAGGGAUCUAGUGAAGUUCAGCCCUCCACCAGUCUUUUGUCUCUAUUAGGUCCCAUUCAUUUGUCUUGUAGGAGGAACAUGGGAGUCCAGACAAGGGGAGCCUGGAUGGCUAUGGCGUUCUCAGACUGGGUCAGUGGAUUGGGAAUUCUCUUAAUCUUCCUGAUGGAGAGUUUAGCAGUGGAUGCGACCAACAUGGAGCCAGUCUACUGGAACUCUUUGAACAGAAGGUUUGGAGAUGAGAGGGGAUACAUACUCUACCCUCAAAUAGGGGAUCGUUUGGAUCUCGUUUGUCCUGCCACGAGUCCAUCGGGGCCGAACUCUCCUCCUGAGUAUGAGUAUUAUAAACUGUACCUGGUGUCCUCACGAGAGCAGGCCGACAGGUGUGAGGUGAUGGGCGCCCCGAACCUGUUGCUCACCUGCGACAAACCCAACAGCGAUAUGAGGUUUACCAUCAAGUUCCAGGAGUAUUCGCCCAACCUGUGGGGUCACGAAUUCAAGAACUUACGAGACUAUUACAUCAUAGCUACCUCUGACGGAACAAAAGAAGGGAUCGACAGCAUGAGAGGAGGCGUUUGUGUGACGCGAGGGAUGAAGCUGGUUCUCAAAGUGGGACAGACUGCAUAUGGCCUUCCCCCAAAACCCAAACCUGAUCCAGGCCGUCCCAGCAACAGAAUCCCAGAUACAGAAAGUGGCUCUAAAGCAGGUGAUGGAGGUGAGGCCGGAGAGAGGGGAGACAGCGGCACCGUGUCCGUCUCUAACAUCGCCCUAAUCGCCGGCGGUGCUGGGGGAGCCUUCAUCCUCCUGAUCACCGUAGUGAUCGCUGUCGUGUGUUACCGGCGACGGAAAGCCAAGCACGCCGAAACUCACCACCCAGCCCUUACGCUCUCCUCUCUUACCCCAAAGAGAGGUAGCUCCUGCGGGGCGGCUACGGGGGCUGGCGGGGGCAACAAUAAUGGCUCAGAGCCCAGUGAUAUCAUCAUUCCCCUGCGGACCUCUGACUCGGCGUACUGCCCCCAUUACGAAAAAGUCAGCGGCGAUUACGGACACCCCGUCUACAUCGUUCAAGAGAUGCCUCCUCAGAGUCCAUCCAAUAUUUACUACAAAGUAUGAGAUCAGCGAACACGCAGACAACCCGUCCAGAAUUUAUGGUACCACACACACAUGCGCUGUGUGUCCAAGUGACUCUAUAUUUAAGAGCCUAUACGCGAUACUAGAACUUGGAUGUGAAGUUGAGUUCUAGGAAAGUGGUUAAUCCAGCUUUUAUGUCAUAGCAUUUAUUUACAAGUGUGUUUGUGUGUGUGUGUGUGUGUGUGUGUGUGUGUGUGUGUCUGAGGCGGGUGGAUCACGGAUUUCACAUGUACUCAGGUGCAAGUGAAUGUACGUCACACACUUGUUGGAGAUGAGUUUACACGUCCAUUCUGAUGGUUGAAAUUGAGUUAUUGUGCUUAUCCUCAAAACCAAACAGUAGAGAGUGAUUCAUAAAAAAGAAUACCUGUAUAAAUAAUAUAAGUAGUUCUUACAUUUUUACCCUCUGGGGGGAAAUUCACUAAGAAAGUGCACUGGCUGAUUGCGUCGUUUAUUUGCACAUGCAUUGUUUUAGUGGUCUAUUCACUCAAUGAAAACAAUAAAAACAUGCCCAAAAGAUCUAAACACCAUCUCCACGCCACAAUUCGCCACCUGCGGACUGGUGCAAUCUGCUGUACUUUACUGGGACUGUACAGUAUCGAUAAGAUCUAGAAAUCUAGAUUCUUUAAAAUGCCAAAAACGGUUUUGACUAGAUAUGUUUCCAUUUCAAAAGCUUUUUUCAUUAUUUGAUCAUCAUUUGAUGAAUUAACGUUGCCAUUGUCACUAUAUAUUUUACACAAUCAUCUUUUUUAAAUAUUAGCUCAUUCGCGUCUUUUUAGGCGGUUUUGGAUACCAGAUGUCUUCUGACAGGAUCUGGUGAAGAUACCGAAUUCAGUAUUCCUUGCGCUUUGGAACAAUCUAAAAAAUUUUAGUGUAGUUGGCAGAAUCAAGAUUUUUUGGCUUAGUUGGAUCUAUUAUAGAAUGUUUGUGCAUUCUAAAAUAAGGCUUGUUUGUGCGGAAAAGGAAAAAAUUAUGUAAUAAUUCAAUGAAAUUUUUUAAACACUAUUCACUAAGCACUUGUUAAACUGGAUUGUGGGUGGCUAGUGAAUGAGACUCUGUGUGUACCGGGCGCAAAAGUAGUGCAACUGUUUAGUGAAUUCACCCUCUUUAUUUUGUUUUUCUCAGUUCAUCUGAUUGUAAAUGUCUGUCUUUUCUGAACUCGGACCUCCAUCUGAUUUAUUUAUUAAGCAUCAAAGAAACAGUUUUUCAUUCCUUCCACUUCAUCAGCUUCCUAUCGCAACUCCUCAGCGCCUGCUUGUUUGUUUUUGAGGUUUUUUAAACAUUUUUAUGUGAGCAGCAGGAUUCGCAUGUGGAGGAGGUGUGGACGGAUGAUCGACCGUUUCAGAUGGAGACUCUUCUGAGAUUUCCAAGAGGUUGGAGGUCAAAGUUAAGUGGUCAAAGAAAAACCCCUCAGCGCAGCACGGGAGUCCUCUCGUGAUGAUUUGAGGGCUUCUCGCUCUUUGCCCGGCCUUUUGAAGUACUGUAUACGCCAUGAUAAACUGCUCACUUACCCUAGACACACAAUGCCAAAUUAUACACACUUAACACGCAUAUCCACAUUACAGCAGUUUGUGUUUUCAUGUGUUAACCACCCCCCCAGAUGGACUCCAGCUGUGCAUUGGUAUGUUGCUCAGAGCAUUGUGGUUCAGGCCGAAGACAGUAGGACUAAGACAGCCAAUGCCACUGUGCAUCUAAAUGAACUCAAUCACAAACUCUCCACAUCCUCUUGAGUGUUACACAUAUUCGUUGCUUGGUUACAAUCGCGUCUCGACUCUCGUUAUCACAUUUCGGGCAAUGUCUCCAAACCAUCUCUGACAUUAUCACCCUGUGCCAGCUUGAGGCUUCAGGUCCAAGGUUCACCUGAGUUAUUUCACUGGAUGAGACAUGACAUCAACAUGAGAUGUAAGAAGAGACAGUAUGUUACCGGCCGGAGUGACCUGAGCUUUCUGGUUCAGACUUCUCUCUGUCCGUGUUGAUUUAAGGAUUUCUUGCUGCCAUUACCACAAAUGACUAACAACCAGAAAUGGCACCUUUAUCAUUUUACUUAUUUCUGUGAAUGUAUUUUUUUUAUGUUUUUGUUCUUCCCAUUUCAUUACUUUCGACAGUGUUAAUUCGUUUGUAGAUUGAGCAAAUGAGAGUAAUCUAAAUGAAGGAAAAACAAAUGCAGUUUUAUCCAACCUACCCUGCUUGUGUCUGUGGUAACCUUCGAUGGUAACUAGCAUUGGGAACUGUAAGGAAUUAUCAAUUGUGGUUCUGAUUCCCCUUAACUGCGCCAUUGACUAUUCUUUCAGUACUUCUGAAAAAAAGACAUUUGGGAGGGUGGGGAAAUAAGAGAUGUGAUUUUUAUUGCAUUUACUGUCCUUAUCAGUCUGUUGCCAAAUGAUGGACUUUUCACAGAGUUUUUAAUGGUGACAUAAAUUGAAUCCAAUAAUUAGUCCUAACUGUGUAUUAAAUAAAAACUAAACAUCAAAAAAGUGGUAAGAUUUUCCAUUUUCAUAUUUUUAACAUCAUUAAUUUGUUUUUAUAAAAUACAACCAAUUACAAAAACACAAUGUGUAUCUUUAUCUGCACAUUGUCAUAUGAAUAUUGAGUCGGGAACCACACUGAGUUGUCACACAAGCCUUAAGAUGAAAAUAACAUACGUAAGCGAGUCAUUUGUUUGGGAAUCAGACUACACUGGUCAUCCUGUAUGUGUUUAAAUCACUUAAGGCAUAAAAUCUUCGAAAGACAUUGAUUUUUAGUAGCAAGUAAAUUGAAUAUCUACGAGCAGAACUUUAUUCAGCUUUGUUUUUGAGUUAUGUUUGCGAAAUAACUGAUACUUGUUAAUUCUGAAUGGACGGGAUAUUUUUUCACUGCAUAUACUGUAUUUUCCAGAUUUUUUUUUUUUCUGGUGCACAACCAUUUACAACGGCUGCAUCCGAAAUCGCAUAUUCUCUUGAGUAGGUACUUAUUUUGAAUAAGUAAUUACUUCGACCACUAAAAAAGUGUGUUCUAUGUAGUAUGAAUGUCAACUUGAUGUACUACAUACAUGAAAGUUGCUUUGCCUCACUGCCAUUCACAAAUCUUCCCCCGUGGCCUCAUGGGAGAGUGUCCAUCGUAUACACGCUUCAGAAUCUUGCCGGAAGUAGCAGGUCAUCCGGGUACUUUUUCCCUACUGUUUUAUGAGUAUUGUGAAUUUGUCCCAUACUCUUUUUCACCUAUUAUAUAGUAGGAAAUUAUCCGAUUUUGGAUGCAGCCAGAGACUGUUGUGUCAUUAUUUGAAUGAGUUUUUAUACUGUGGUAUUCAAGAGAGAUGCAUUUCUGAACUACUGACUCCUGCAAUCCUGAAGGAACCAUUGUCAGGCUUUUUCAUACUUUUUUUUUUGGUGUUUCUUUGUAAAUGUAUAAUUUCUCCUUCACACCAGCAUCAUGUGAUAUACUCUGCUGCCUAAAUUUGAAAAGAUGUAAAUCACUCCCUCGGCUAGCCAGGCCAUGGGUUAGGCCGGAUUUAGUUUUUUCUUUGUCCAGCUUCUCUGUUUAGCAAAGGCGAGCCAUCUGGCCUGGUUAAUGUUGACCUAAGCCACCCAAAGCAUUUCAAUACCUACCAAAAAAUUCCAAUAGUAACCACACAAUGACACCAAACCCUGUUUUAGCAUUUUACAUUUUACAUAGUCAUUCAGUACUGAUUGUUACACUUUUAUUUGUUUACAUUUGUCAGCUAAUCUAAAUUCAUAAUUUGAAAUGCCUUGAUACUGAGUUGUGAUAAAGACUGUUUCUAACUAACUCCACAGUAUAAACAAUGCUGAUUUCAAGAGGACAUUUUCAGUGUUUUAAAAAUCCAGAUGUACUGGACAGGAGUUGAUGUACGGACUAUGUUAUAAAAACACUGAGACAAUGUUAAAUAAAUGUUAAUAUGUUUAAAAGAUGUUGAGAUUAGACGUUGGGGUAAAACUGUUUGGUGCACCUGUUCCCUUACUCUCUUUUUCUUUUUCUCUCUUUCCAACCCAGACACUCUAUCAAAUAAACAGUACAUUCCAUGCAGUAAA
Onychostoma macrolepis is the source of this 6216-nucleotide messenger RNA. It is a transcript of the gene efnb3a, whose product is annotated as ephrin-B3a. The transcript has 5 exons. The record is from RefSeq and is a predicted model, not a curated record. Gene Ontology annotation, molecular function: ephrin receptor binding. The coding region runs from base 1145 to 2176 and encodes 343 amino acids. Gene Ontology annotation, cellular component: plasma membrane. Gene Ontology annotation, biological process: axon guidance; ephrin receptor signaling pathway. Lineage: Eukaryota; Metazoa; Chordata; Actinopteri; Cypriniformes; Cyprinidae.